GUCCCUUUAUCGUGGACCGCCAUCGUGGCGCCCGCGCUGCGCGGCACCUGCAGCUGCUCUUCCAGCUUGCGGCUCCAGGACUGCUGCUGCACACGCUGCGCCAGCUGGAGUAUACCUUCGGCCAUGUGUUCGACGUGAUCGUUUGCCUCGCCGCCCACGCCACUAGGACCGCCCAGCUGUGCUCGCGCCUGGUCCUGCGAUUUCGGGGGCUCGCCUACCUGCGGCCGCUUCCCGUCGCAGCGGCGUACGCUUCCGCCGCUGCACUGGCGCUGCGCGCUGGCAUCGCAGAAGCCCCGCCGCCAGCGGAGCCCCCUCCAGCGGCGGCAUUCCCUAACGUGGUCAUCACGUGCCUGCUGUGCCACGAACGAUCCUUCGAGACUGGCCCAUGGCUCAUGCGCCACUUGACCACGACGCACGCAGGCGAGGCGUUCGAUGACGGGGCGGUGGCCGUGCUCCGUUCGCUUGACGGAGCGCUGUGCUCGGAUCUGGCAUGCCCUGAGGACGGGCUGCUGGGGGCCGACUUCGCCGACCGCGUGAGGGCCCUCCAGGGCACCGCACAGACACGCGUCCCAGUCGCCUUGCGCGCCCGCCACGCCCGCAUCUGGGCAGCCACUCUCGAAGGCGCCGCCGCGUGGCCGCCGGGCUGGGCGGCUGCGGUAGAGGCCUGGUCACGACGACUGCUGCUUGACCGCCCCGCCGGGGCGCACGGGCCCACAGAGCUCGCCGCCCGCGCCGCUCUAUGGGCGCGCGGAUGCUGCGCGGCGCUGCUCUGCCGCGCCGAGGCCCAGGCCAUCCUUCGACGACGACCUGUGAGCCAGCGCGGACCUGGAGCCGAGGCCCGCGCCACGGCUGCCAAGCGACGUCGGGGCAGACGCUUCUGCGCCGAGGGGGCAAACCGAAGGGCUGCCCUCACGCUCACUGGAAAGGCCACCAAGCUCACGCCAGCGGACAAGGGGCAGGCGGGUUGUCGCAUCGGCGCUGUGGACGAAUGUUUCAUCGACGGCGGGCAGGCUCUGUCCGCGUCGAGGUCGCGGAGAGGUCUCCAGUGCAACGGGGACCUGGUCAGUGACGACUCCCCGGCUGCGUUCGACGCUUCGCUUCAGCAUGGUGCGGAAGACGCCCUCCACAGUAAGCUCUUGGACGGAGGAUGGGUCCAGGCCGCUCUCCCUGUGGGCGCUGGCCGACUUGGGCUCCGGGAGGCGUCCGAGUGCGCGCUGCCCGCGUUCAUUGCCAGCGGGGUCGCCUCGCGUCUGCUCGUCGCAGUCAUGAGUGUUCACGCGGAGGAGGAGGGGUCGGGGUGGCGGGACGCACGCACGCACGCCGCGGCGCAGAGGUGGCGGGACGCCGUGCGCACCCACAUCGAGGAAGCAGCCGCGCUGGCAGAGCGCCGCUUGCGGAAUUGGUGCGCUGGCGAAGCGGAGGAAGAGUUGGGGGCAGGCGGCCGCGCGGUCAGCCACAGGCCCGGCGCGGCGGCCGUCGCCGAGACGGGCGCGGAGGACCCCGAGCAUUUGGCCGCCCCCCAGGGCCGCGGCGCGCUGCGCCUCCAGCGCGACCUCAGCAGAGUGGCGGACCGCACAGUGGCCAUGGGCGCCUGGCGGCACUGGACGCGGGGAAUCAUCGCGCCUCUGGCGGCGGGAGCAGGCGACGACUGCCUGGAGACGAUGGUGCGCCGGAAGAAGCGUCGAGCCGACGGUCUCCGGAGCGAGCUCGAGGACGUCGGCGUUGAGUGCCGGGUCUUCGUUGUGAGCGCUGUCGGGCGUUGCCACGACGAGUUCCCGAGGGCGCUGCAGUCGAUCGCCAGGGCGCACGCGCGGCGGCGGGGCACGGAGGCGCAUGUGGAAUUGCGCCACGCGCAGACUCGAAUCGCCGUCAGCAUCUGGCGCCGCGCAGCCCGCAUGGCGCGCCCUUGCACGCCGUUGGCCGUGGACGAGGACUGCACGGUCGACGAGCCUGCGGACGCGGCCGUGGCCGCGAGGCGCGGGCACCCCGGCGCUGUCCUGGGGGACGGCGCCGCGGCUCCGUCG
Molecule: messenger RNA, 2024 nt
Organism: Prorocentrum cordatum
Lineage: Eukaryota; Dinophyceae; Prorocentrales; Prorocentraceae
Source: the annotation of a GenBank genome assembly